CCAGACGCUGCUUGGAUUAGACAACGUUGCAAGCAUUCGUCGCCAUUUCUUGAUGUGUUGACUGCGUUUUUGUCGUUCGUGUGUUUGUAGGAAUAUUAAAUUGAGCAACAAAUUCUGGGUUUCGUCAAGUCGAAUAACAUGCAGAAGCUAGAAACGCCGAGUUCGGAAAAACUUACAAAGGAAUGUUCCACUGUAUCAAAUGCUGCAUCUACCCCAUCCACAUCUACACCCCAAAAUUCUGUCAAUGGUUCUACUGCCCCUGUAGGAAAUAAUAGUGGAAGAGGAAAACGUGGGAGUGGUCGGGGUGGCAUAGGAAGAGGAGGACAAUCAGGAAGAAACAAUCAAGGAAAUGGAAAAAAUGGAAACAAUGUUGGGCGUUUUCAGCGUAAUGCAAAUCAAGUUGGCCAAAACCAUGGUGAGAAAAAAUGGGAAGAUAAUUCUCAUGGUAAUGGGCAUCAAAAACUGUCAGAGGAUCGCCAAUUACUAGAGAAACUUGCAUCACUGUCCAAUUCUACUGCUGAUCUACCAAUCAGAUCCUUUACAGAAACUAAAUUUUCAGGCCGCAGCCGUCUGUAUGUUGGAAAUCUUGGAAAUGACAUAGUUGAGCAAGAUUUAAAGGAACAUUUUUCUGCGUAUGGAGAAAUUGCAGAAGUCUUCCUGAACAAGGAAAAGGGCUUUGCUUUUGUCAGGCUGGAUUACCGUUCGAAUUCCGAAAAGGCAAAACGAGAAUUGGACGGGAAGGUUUUGAAAGGUCGUACGUUGCGCGUUCGCUCUGCCCCACAUAGUGCCGCAAUUCGUGUGAAAAAUUUGUCUCCCUUCGUAACAAAUGAAUUAUUGGAAAAAGCUUUUUCCAUAUUCGGAGAUAUCGAAAGAGCUAUAGUAGUUGCCAAUGAGCGUGGACAAUCAACGAAUGAAGGUGUUGUUGAAUUUGUGCGCAAACCAGGAGCCCAGGCUGCAAUUCGGCGAUGCACCGAUGGCUGUUUUUUCCUAACUUCGUCAUUACGUCCCGUUGUAGUGGAACCAAUGGAACAACUAGACGAUGAAGAUGGAUUUUCAGAACGUGCAUUUGCAAAAAAAACACCGGAGUUCACUAAAGAACGCGAAACGGGACCAAGAUUUGCCGAGCCUAAUAGCUUCCAGUUUACAUACGGUCAGCGUUGGAAGCAAUUGCUUGAGCUUUACAAGCAAAAGAUGGAUGCAGUUGAACGGGAAUUGAAAAUAGAAGAAGAUAAGCUAGUGUCCCAGAUGGAAUAUGCUCGAUAUGAACAUGAAACCGAACUGCUUCGUGAACAACUUAGGCUACGUGAGCAGGAUCGCGAGAGACAAAAACGCGACUGGGAAUUGAAAGAGCGCCAACACGAAGAAUCCAGGUUACGAGAGGAGGAAACUCUUCGUCGGCAACAGGAUGAAAUGCAGCACCGAUUGCGCCAGCAGGAAGAGGAAAUGCGUCGGCGUCAACAAGAAAACAAUAUGUUCAUGCAAGAGCAAAACACAGAGGGAAAUCCCCCAGAUUUUCGUCGACCUCUCCAGCCUCCCGCAUUUGAUCGCCCUAUGAUGGGUGCUAAUGGACCUCACAAUCUUAUGGAUCUGCAAAUGGAAAAUAAGCCGUUCCACAACUCAUUUGAGCAGCGGCCUUUGGAGCCGCCUCCGAUGUUUAACAACAUGCCCAUUGGGGGUCGUAUGGAUGGUCCUAACAGCAACAUGGGAAACAUGCCACAGCGCGGCCCACCACACGGAGUGCUCUCUACUCCGCGUUGGGGCCGCCCCAACGAGCGCGAGCGCGAGGAUUUCCUGGCCAAGCGUCGCCGUUUUUGAGAGUUUGGUUAAACGAUACUCUCCUGACUUACUUUCAGCCUAUUCUUGAAAGGCAUCAAAACAAAUCUCGUGCAAAUCUUAAAAAAAAAGAAAAAGACAAAAAAAAAUUUCGAAAACAAACAUUUUAAAAAAAUCAUUAUGUUCCUUUUUCUUUAUUUUUUUUACGACAUUAAACCUCUGCUUGAAUUAGUUCCGUUUCUCAGGUUAAAUCUGAGACAAGCUGUUGUCUUUUUCUUUUCUUUUUUUUUCUUUCUAUCUCUCUUUCUCUUCCUCGUUUUCCCUCCUUUUUUUUAUUAUUAUUGCCUUUUUUGUAAGUCGUUCGACUCUUGGUGUUUUGAUUUCUUAAUUGUCCUCACUUAUAUCUGCCAUCCCAACCAAUCCAAACUAAUUUUUAAAACAUGACUUUGAUUGGUUUUGUUGGUAAAAUGUGUACUACACACAAAAUCGAUGACCUGUAGAAGAUCAUCUUUCUUGUGUGCCUCUUCUUUCAAAAAUAUAAAAAAAAAAGAAAAAAAAUCUCCUUAACGAAACAAAUUUCCAUGCCAGUGGCGCAAAGAUUUUAUACGAGGGAUUGGCAAUUCAAAGAAGAAAGUAACGAGACGUAAAACGUUUCCGCUCCUGUGAUGAUUCGACAUCAAACGUACGAGAUUAAACAACUUCUCAUUGAUAUUCCAAACAUCUUGAAACAGUUCCUAACUUCAUGGUUUUAUGCAGUAGACAUUUUUCUGUGACGAAUGUCUAUGCGCGCGCAGAUCGUUCCUUGUAGCAAAUAUCAGAAGCCCUUCUCAACGGAAAAUGUGUUUGCAAGUGGCUAAGCUGCUUUAAAAAAAUUGUAUGCCCUGCCCGCACUUUGGCUUGGACCAGAUAACGCCACUCUUUGAUUUUACGUAGGAAACCCUGAUCACACCAUAGAAUUUAAAGCUUAAAAGUGAAGAGAAACACUCAAUGCUCAUGUCUUCGUCAAACGAGUUUAGUUACGCAUCAGCUUGCAAAUGAACUGUAUCCUAUUGGAUUCAUAUUAGAGGUUCUUUAAAAUUACUUCUAACCUGUUUAUCGAUCUCCGUAUUUGUUUUUUCCCCUCCCACUUCAUACUCAUCUUUCGGUCUGCGUGUAUUUUUCUGUUUACUUCACACCCCUGAAUUUUUGGUUUGGCAUAGCUGUAUCCAUUUAUUGGCCUUGGAGGGAAAGACUUUAAGGGUUUAUCAUAGCACUUGAUGUGUGCUAGGGAAAAACGUUUGACCUAUUUAACGCCACUUUCCAAAACUUUUCAGAAAGCUGGUCGGUCGAUUGAUUCCUAGAAAUUCGAGGCAUGUACAAAUGCCAUCUUUGCCGCACAUAAAAAAAAUCCAAUUGAUGACAUUAAUUCUCAAGAGAUUGGCAUUUUCAAAACUGAAAGAUUUUUUACGAACAGUUGCCGUUACUCAUGUUGAACGUUGAAGUUUUCUGCAAAGUAAUAGGCAGUGUUUGCUUAUCAAAUAGGGGGGUUGUAUGCUGAACAUUAGCAGUCAUUCUUUGGAACGAAACUGGAUUCUUUCAGAUUGCUGGGGUCUUUUUAUCGUUCCUUGUAUUGUUUAAAAAAAAAAAGAACUUUACGAAGGUUCUCCAGUACCAAAUUUCAUGUACGUACAGGACGAACUCGAAUGUCAGCAAUUCAUUCGCAUUAUCUUGUCCGGAGACAUGAAUCCUAAAAACAAGAAGAAAAUGGGAAAACUUCAGACCAUUAUUAGUAUUCUUGUGGACAAAAUAAGCAAUUAGUAAUGGAGACAUACUCGUAAAAUCACCGAGAAUAAAAAUAUCAUUGUCCCCUUACUCCCACCACAAAAAUGGUGGGACGGGGAAGGAGUUUCGCUCAACGAACAAUUAAAAACAUAAUGUAUUUUUCGUGCUUGAUUCUCUUUUUGAACUCAAUUGAGAAAAAUACUUGGAUCAGGUUCGCGCAGCAGAAUUCACAAAACAAUGCAUAGUCAUCCUGCAGUUCUCCCUGCUUUUUUGUAUAUCUAACAAAAAUCUUACAAAUCUUGUUUUGUCGGUGGAACUUUUCUAAAAUUGCAUUUUCAGACAGUAUCUGACGUGGAAUCUAUUUACCUGUAAAAUGGUAAUUCUCUACGACGCCGUUAUUGCGUGGAAUCUGCACGAGCCGUGUAAGUUGGGGUGUUUUGAUGAGGUAGAGGACUUCUGUACAUGCAUUUAAAAAAUAUUUGUAGAGAGUAAAAUAGUUUUAGGAUUGAGUCUGCCAUUGCUCUCUGAUUCGUGCCUUUAAAGUACCAAAGCAAAAUAUAAGUUGAAAUAAGUAGUAACUAUUGCUGGGUUGGCAACUCGAGCCCUAAGUGUACGGGGUCCACAGUGUGGUCCUAAUGUUAAUAUUCUAGCUCAAAUUCAAAAUAAUUAAGAAAUCUGGUAGGAAACUUGAAAAACUGCUUGCGUUUAACCGAAGUGAAAAUUCCGGAUUUUUGUGUUAAACAACUAAUUUUCUUUGUAUUAUGUGAACAUUCAUAUAAAUUAGAACAAUAGUAAUAAAUAGUAAUAAUAUCUUGAUUUGGAAAAUACGAAAUUCGUCGACUCAUUAUAGUUUGGUAAUAGUUCCCUUGACUGAUAGCUAGUUUGCAUCACUCAAUUUUAAAGUCAUUGAAAGUAAACUUAGCUUAAAAUAUUCAUUUGCGUCCUGACAACAGACACCAACUAAAUAAUAGUGAUCUAGGAAAAUUAAUUGUUUUUAUUUGACGCAAAAUGUCUCACAUCAGUCGUAUGAAUCAAGUGGUCCAACCCAUAGGCUAUCAAUUUCACGUCAUCAAUAAAACAAUUUUAGGCGUUGUUAGCAAGGUUGUAACAGUAUCAGGUUGAUACAUUUAUCAAAUUGCAUUGGGCUUCUUUCAAGAGAUUAAAAAAGAUGAAAUAUUGCCUUCUGGGAAACAGCGUCAUUGCCACUGGCAUGUUAGGAGUGCCAAACUGUUGACGUGGAAUAUUUUCUAGAAACUUUGAUUGGCACGUAGUUCAUUUUAUCCUGUGGACUUGUAAAUUAAGAGUUCUCACGAAGUAGGCGAGCAAUCUCCAUAGUAGUGUGUUUUUAGUAGGGGUUUUCGAGAGCGUCCGUGUUAGAACAUUUGUCACGAAUUCGGCUUAAGAUUCCAAAGAUAGGUUUUCAUUUUUACUUAUAAUUCAAAAGUUUGUCGAUAAGGAAAAAACCCAAAAUAACGGGAAAUUCUCAAACUCGUUUAAGCGUAUUUAGCCUAAACGAUUUUCAAAUGUUCUCAACUUGAGAUAUAGAAAAUAAUUAAGUAGUUAUUGAAAAAAAUAUCAGUAUUCGUUUUUCCACAACUGAUAGCAACAUUUGUAUUCGAAACUUUGUUUCAUUGAAAAAAAAAACAAACAAAAACAAAAAAACAAUCGAACGUUGUUAACAUCUAUGUGUGAUGCAAAUAGAUCACUGUGUUGGAACACCUUUUUCCUAGUAAAAAGUAAGAAAAUUAUUUUAUGAACGAGAAGAUGGAAAUUUGAAAAAGUUUUAACGCAAUUUCCACUUUUACGCUACGGUGAAUUUUUUAAUUUCAUUUAAAAAGCGCCUCUAUUACUCAUGAUCUUCAGGCAUAAAGUGUUUGUGGGAAAAGCGUGCUUUCAGUUUUUAGUUCAAUGGCCUCGUCAUGGUGGCAACAAACAUGGGAUGUGCUUCUUCAUUUUCAUAACUAACUUCGAAUCAGCUUACAACUGCUGAAAUCACAUGAAAUUUAGUAGCUAAAAUCACCAGCAUUCCACAUUUUAAUUCAUGGAAAACACAAUUUUUAAAAUUGUUUCGUGCCCCACUUUUCCUCUACGAUGUUUGAAUCGAUUCCCCAUCCACGGGUAAGUAUAAAACACUUAUAUUGACUAACAUUAUUUUCCGUCUGAUUAUUAGAAAACGUUAUUCGGUUAGACCAUUGGCUCAAUGUAACAGGAGAGGGCACGCUGACAUCUCAGCAAACUGUAUCCGAUUCUUGACGGGGAAAACCUGAAAAAAGCAGAGCCACCAUUUCAUUAUCAAUACAUGAAACAUCGGUUGCCUUUCCCGGUUCUAGACUAGAUUUUGGAGCAAUGUACGUAAUUGUGCACAUUACACCAAAUCUUUUGACAGGAAAGAUUUAGACGCCUGUUCACGCGGCAAAGUUCUUUAGUCUAUCACAACCAUUUGGUUGUGAGACAUACUGGAUGCGUCAUUUAAUGAAUUUUGUGUUAUUUUUGAUUUUGGUCUGUUUGUGGAAGCCAAAAUCUGUGGAAGCCGUUACGAAAAUCUUUUCUGCACGCCCUGCUCCGGAAUUGUGUGCAUCACCUUCUUCAGCUUUUAUCAACGCAUCGUGUUGUGCAAAUGGCCAAAUCUUGUGUCAUCAGUUCAUCAGCAAAGGAACUUAGUCGGGUCGUUUUUUGACAUUUGGUAAUCUUUUCGCAUUAUCGGGCAUAUAAAAAACAACUCCCACAACACAUGAAGGUAUAUGAUCUCUCACAUACGGCGAUCCGCAAAGAUUUCAAAAAUGUUGCUGUAUUUGCACCCGAGAUUAUAGUGAUUUGAAAAUGUUGAAAA
Molecule: messenger RNA, 6364 nt
Organism: Daphnia carinata
Lineage: Eukaryota; Metazoa; Arthropoda; Branchiopoda; Diplostraca; Daphniidae
Product: hrp65 protein-like
Exons: 8
Coding region: 139-1815 (558 amino acids)
Biological process (GO): regulation of DNA-templated transcription
Cellular component (GO): nucleus
Molecular function (GO): RNA binding
Source: RefSeq, a predicted model, not a curated record